AUAUGCGACGCGACGUUCAAGAAAUAUACCGGAACACACCACAUGGCAAACAAGUUAUGAUGUUCAGCGCCACUCUCAGCAAAGACAUUCGGCCCGUCUGCAAGAAAUUUAUGCAAGAUCCGAUGGAAGUUUAUGUCGACGACGAGGCCAAGCUGACCCUGCACGGUUUGCAGCAGCACUAUGUUAAGCUGAAGGAAAAUGAGAAAAAUAAAAAAUUGUUUGAGCUAUUAGAUGUGCUUGAAUUCAACCAAGUUGUGAUCUUCGUCAAAUCCGUUCAGAGAUGUGUCGCCCUCGCUCAGUUGCUCACGGAACAGAACUUCCCUGCUAUUGGUAUUCAUCGAGGGAUGAACCAAGAGGAACGAUUAUCGCGGUAUCAACAGUUUAAAGAUUUUCAGAAGAGAAUUUUGGUGGCGACAAAUUUGUUCGGCCGCGGUAUGGAUAUCGAACGUGUCAAUAUUGUGUUUAAUUAUGACAUGCCCGAAGAUUCGGACACUUACCUCCAUCGUGUGGCCCGUGCUGGUCGUUUCGGUACAAAGGGUCUUGCCAUCACCUUCGUCUCAGAAGAGAGCGAUGCGAAAAUUUUGAAUGAAGUACAAGAUCGCUUUGAUGUUAACAUUACUGAAUUACCGGAAGAAAUUGAUCUCAGCUCUUACAUCGAGGGACGAUAAGCAGCUCAACGACGGGACGUGUGGAAAAACACAAUUCUUUAAUUGAUAUGAUUGAUAUAAAUCCAUAAUAAGGAUUGUCAGUAUUUACAAAUGAAUUAACAACCUAGAUGGUCAAUGAUAACAGAAAGAUUAUAUUUUAAUUAUUCUAAUACAUAAUUGCGUACUGGUUGAUUUCCAUGUUCUGUUUGUGAAAAUUGUGAUUAAUUCUGUAUGUAAGCUAGAAUUUAUUUAAUACUUUUGACGAUGUGAAAAAUAAAGCAUAAAAAUAUAAGAUUGUAAUUGUGAAGCGUAAAACAAA
Dalotia coriaria is the source of this 966-nucleotide messenger RNA. RefSeq names its product ATP-dependent RNA helicase WM6. NCBI's taxonomy places the organism in Eukaryota, Metazoa, Arthropoda, Insecta, Coleoptera, Staphylinidae. The transcript is spliced from 5 exons. Gene Ontology annotation, biological process: mRNA splicing, via spliceosome; mRNA export from nucleus. Bases 3 to 668 code for a protein of 221 amino acids. The record is from RefSeq and is a predicted model, not a curated record. Gene Ontology annotation, molecular function: RNA helicase activity; RNA binding.